Gavia stellata (red-throated loon) is the source of this 3879-nucleotide messenger RNA. It is a transcript of the gene OPLAH, whose product is annotated as 5-oxoprolinase, ATP-hydrolysing. Gene Ontology annotation, molecular function: 5-oxoprolinase (ATP-hydrolyzing) activity. Gene Ontology annotation, biological process: glutathione metabolic process. The coding region runs from base 1 to 3879 and encodes 1292 amino acids. The transcript has 26 exons. The record is from RefSeq and is a predicted model, not a curated record. NCBI's taxonomy places the organism in Eukaryota, Metazoa, Chordata, Aves, Gaviiformes, Gaviidae. Gene Ontology annotation, cellular component: cytosol.
AUGGCGGCGGCAUCGGGCCCCCGCGGGUUCCAGUUCGCCAUCGACCGCGGCGGCACCUUCACCGACGUCUUCGCCCGCUGUCCCGGCGGCCGCGUCCGCGUCCUCAAGCUGCUCUCCGAGGACCCGGGCUACGGAGACGCCCCCACCGAGGGCAUCCGCCGCGUCCUGCAGGAGGUAGCGGGGGUGGCGGUGCCGCGGGAUCAGCCGCUGGACGCCUCCGGCAUCGAGUGGAUCCGCAUGGGCACCACGGUGGCCACCAACGCGCUGCUGGAGCGCCGGGGCGAGCGCUUGGCCCUGCUCGUCACCCGCGGCUUCCGCGACCUCCUCCACAUCGGCAGCCAAGCCCGCCCCCACAUCUUCGACCUGGAGGUGGCGGUGCCGGAGGUGCUGUACGAGGAGGUGAUCGAGGUGGACGAGCGGCUGAUCCCGCACCAGCCCGGCUGCCGCCUCCCCGGGAAGGAGACCCUCCCGCUGCUCGAAGGCUCCACGGGGGCGUCCCUGCUGGUGCAGCGGCCGCUGGAGCUGUCGGCGCUGCGGCGGGAGCUGGAGGGGGUGCUGGCCCGCGGCAUCCGCAGCCUGGCCGUGCUGCUGCUCCACUCCUACGCCUGGCCCGGCCAUGAGGAGCAGGUCGGGGCGCUGGCGCGGGAGCUGGGCUUCCGGCACGUCUCCCUCUCCUCCGCGGUGGCGGCCAUGGUGCGGGCGGUGCCGCGCGGCUACACGGCCUGCGCCGACGCCUACCUCACCCCCUGCAUCCACCGCUACCUGGAGAGCUUCCGCGCCGGCUUCGCCCACCAGCUGCGGGAGGUGCCGGUGCUGUUCAUGCGCUCGGACGGGGGGCUCACCCCCAUGCAGCACUUCAGCGGGGCCCGCGCCAUCCUCUCGGGCCCGGCCGGCGGCGUGGUGGGCUACGCCGUGACCACCUACCGCCGCGAGGAGGGACAGCCCGUCAUCGGCUUCGACAUGGGAGGCACCUCAACGGACGUCAGCCGCUAUGCCGGCGAGUACGAGCACGUCUUCGAGGCCAGCACCGCCGGCGUCAGCAUCCAGGCGCCGCAGCUCGACAUCAACACCGUGGCGGCCGGCGGCGGCUCCCGGCUCUUCUUCAGGUCCGGGCUCUACGUGGUCGGCCCCGAGUCGGCGGGCGCCCACCCCGGCCCAGCCUGCUACCGCAAGGGGGGUCCGCUGACCGUCACCGACGCCAACCUCUGCCUGGGCCGCCUGCUCCCCGAGUACUUCCCCCACAUCUUCGGGCCGGGCGAGGACCAGCCGCUGUGCCGGGAGACGGCGGCGCGGGCGUUCCAGGAGCUGGCCGCGCGCAUCGACGCCUUCCUGGCCGGCACCGCCGCCGGCGCCCGCCAGCCGCUCUCGGUGGAGGAGGUGGCCAUGGGCUUCGUGCGGGUGGCCAACGAGGCCAUGUGCCGGCCCAUCCGCGCCCUGACGCAGGCACGGGGCCACGACGCCGCCCGCCACGUGCUGGCCUGCUUCGGGGGCGCGGGGGGGCAGCACGCCUGCGCCAUCGCCCGCGCCCUGGGCAUGAGCAGGGUCUUCAUCCACAAGUACAGCGGGAUCCUGUCGGCGUACGGGCUGGCGCUGGCGGACGUGGUGCACGAGGCGCAGACCCCCUGUGCCCUCCGCUACGAGCCGGCCGCCUUCCCCCGGCUGGACGGGCGCAUCGCCGCGCUGGAGCAGGAGUGCCGGGACGCGCUGCGGGCGCAGGGCUUCACCGGGGAGCAGAUCCACACGGAGGCUUUCCUGCACCUGCGCUACGAGGGCACCGACUGCGCCCUGAUGUGCUCGGCCAAGGGCCACCCGCCCACCCCGCGCUCCUGCCGCGCCGGAGACUUCCACGCUGCCUUCACCAGCCGGUACCUGGCGGAGUUCGGCUUCACCAUCCCCGACCGCCCCGUGGUGGUGGACGACGUGCGGGUGCGCGGCACCGGCAGCAGCGGCAUCAGCUGCGAGACCCCUCUGGCCCCCAGCGGGGAACCGGCCCGUGUGGAGACGGUGACGCGGUGCUACUUCGAGGAGGGGUACCUGGAGACGCCGGUGUUCCUGCUGGAGGAGCUGGCCUGCGACCACGCCGUCCCCGGCCCCGCCAUCAUCAUCGACAAGAAUAGCACCAUCGUGGUGGAGCCGGGCUGCACCGCCGGCCUCACCCGCUUCGGCGACGUCUGCAUCGCCGUCGGCUCGGGGUCCCCGCGCCCCGUUGGCUCCCAGCUCGACGCCGUCCAGCUCUCCAUCUUCUCCCACCGCUUCAUGAGCAUCGCAGAGCAGAUGGGCCGGAUCCUGCAGCGGACGGCCAUCUCCACCAACAUCAAGGAGCGGCUGGACUUCUCCUGCGCCCUUUUCGGGCCGGACGGGGGGCUGGUGUCCAACGCGCCCCACAUCCCCGUCCACCUGGGCGCCAUGCAGGAGACCGUCCAGUUCCAGAUCCGCAACCUUGGCGAGGACCUGCGGGAGGGGGACGUCAUCCUCAGCAACCACCCCUGCGCGGGGGGCAGCCACCUGCCCGACCUCACCGUCAUCACCCCCGUCUUCUGGCCGGGCGUCCCCAAGCCCGUCUUCUUCGUGGCCAGCCGCGGGCACCACGCGGACAUCGGCGGCAUCACCCCCGGCUCCAUGCCCCCCCACUCCAAGGCGCUGCGGGAGGAGGGGGCCGUCUUCGUCUCCUUCAAGCUGGUGAAGGACGGCGUCUUCCAGGAGGAGGCGGUGACGGAGGCCCUGAUGGCGCCGGGCCACGUCCCGGGCUGCAGCGGGACCCGGAACCUGCAGGACAACCUGUCGGACCUGCGGGCCCAGGUGGCCGCCAACCAGAAGGGGAUCCAGCUGGUCACCGAGCUCAUCCGCCUCCACGGCCUCCCCGUCGUCCAGGCGUACAUGGCGCACAUCCAGGCCAACGCCGAGGUGGCCGUGCGGGAGAUGCUGAAGGGUUUUGCCGCGCGCUGGGGCACGGCGGUGGAGGCUGAGGACCACAUGGACGACGGCUCGCCCAUCCGGCUGCGGGUGCAGGUGGACCCCCAGGAGGGCAGCGCCGUCUUCGACUUCUCGGGCUCGGGGCCGGAGGUGUACGGGAACUGCAACGCCCCCCGCGCCAUCACCCUCUCCGCCCUCAUCUACUGCCUGCGCUGCAUGGUGGGCCAGGACAUCCCCCUCAACCAGGGCUGCCUGGCCCCCGUGCGGGUGGUCAUCCCCAAGGGCUCCAUCCUGGACCCCUCGCCCGAGGCCGCCGUGGUGGGGGGCAACGUCCUGACCUCCCAGCGGGUGGUGGACGUCAUCUUCAGAGCCUUCGGCGUCUGCGCCGCCUCCCAGGGCUGCAUGAACAACGUCACCUUCGGCAACGAGCGGGUGGGCUACUACGAGACGGUGGCGGGGGGCGCGGGUGCCGGCCCGCGCUGGCACGGCCGCAGUGGGGUCCACACCCACAUGACCAACACCCGCAUCACCGACCCCGAGAUCCUGGAGCAGCGGUACCCCGUGGUCCUGCAGCGCUUCGAGCUGCGCCGGGGCUCGGGGGGCGCGGGGCGCUGCCGGGGGGGUGACGGGGUGAUCCGGGAGCUGCUCUUCCGCGAGGACAUGGUGCUGUCGGUGCUGAGCGAGCGCCGUGCCGUCCGCCCCUACGGCCUGCGAGGGGGUGACCCCGGCGCCCCGGGGCUCAACCUGCUGCUGCGCCGCGAUGGCCGAACCGUCAACCUGGGUGCCAAGACAUCGGUGCCGGUGGAGCCGGGGGACGUCUUCCGCCUGCAGACCCCCGGCGGGGGCGGCUUCGGCCGCCCCGGGGACGGGGGGGACCCCGAGGAGGCCGCGGAGCCGCCGGCGCCCCGGAGCUUCGCCGAGCGCGGGAGCCUCUUCGAGUACCGGCGGGCGCAGGAGGCCGUCUGA